Messenger RNA from Naegleria fowleri, 1650 nucleotides. RefSeq lists its product as uncharacterized. Bases 1 to 1650 code for a protein of 549 amino acids. Gene Ontology annotation, molecular function: DNA binding. The transcript is spliced from 3 exons. The record is from RefSeq and is a predicted model, not a curated record. Gene Ontology annotation, biological process: regulation of DNA-templated transcription. NCBI's taxonomy places the organism in Eukaryota, Heterolobosea, Eutetramitea, Acrasida, Naegleriidae.
AUGAACAAACGAAAGGCUGAGAAAAGAAAAUCAUCCUCUCCGAGCAAUGGGAGUCAUCUUUCUCAAAAUCAUCAACAACAAGAACAACAAGACUUGUACUCGAUUAAGCGUGAUGAAAGUCACCUAUUAUUAGGUGGCGGUGGUACACAAGCCGAUGAAGGAGCCAUUGAGGAGCGCCUUGAAAAGAGAUAUCCAAAGAGAGAGAGAAAACCAAAAUUUAAGAAUGUUGAGGAUGCUGUGAUGAUUGAGGCUGUUUCCGAUAAGGAAACUCAUGAAGAUGAUGAAGUGAAUGAUGUACCAUAUCUGGAUGAAGGCACCGAUCAGAGCAAUAGUAGUGAUGACAGUGUGUUUGAAAUGCUGGAAGAGGAGGCUUCUCCAAUAGCAAAAGAUCAAACCGACGAGCGUAUAGUGUUCAAUGACAAAGACUUGUCAUUCAACACCGCCAAAUCAAAGGACAAGUCAAAAAGAUUUAAUAUUCCAAAACAUGCUCGCGAUAUCUUGAUGGAGUGGCUUGAAAAGCAUUUCGACCAUCCAUACCCAUCUGAAGAGGAAAAGGAAGAGCUUUGUAAAACCACUAAAUUAACAAUGAACCAAAUCAACACAUGGUUUGUCAACUCGAGAAUACGAAUUUGGAAACCUAAAGUUGAACCUGGCCAAAAAGAAAGAAUCAAGGAAGAAAAAGCAUCGUCCUCUUCAUCCCAAACGCCAAAAUCCUGCAAAGAUAAUACAUCAAACAAUUCUGGAGAGGUAAAACUUCUUCCAAAGAUCAGAAUCAAUCCUAACAAUGCAAACGUGACCAGAACAAAUAUUGUUGGCUCUCUACCGAACGGUCUUCCAACACCAUCAACUGUCAUCGGUAGAGGUAAUCUUCCCAAGUCGUCAGUUGACUGUUUGCAGAAAUGGUUGUUUGAUAAUUUUAAUCAUCCUUAUCCAUCAGAUGCUGAAAAAGAUGCCCUUGCAACCGAGACUUCACUAACUCUCACACAGGUCAAUAAUUGGUUCAUUAACGCAAGAAGAAGAAUAUGGAAGCCACUCUUACAAAAACUUAAAGCAAAAGGAUUGGACAAAGAUGAGUUAAUUGCUAAAGGUAAAUUGCAUGAGAUGGCAGCCAAGUUUUUGAAAUCAAGCAAAGUUCCUCAUGAAAUAGAGUCUGGAACGGAUCACAUGACACCCUCCUCUAAAAAGAGAGGGGUGAAAACGACAAAGACGGAGCAUUCUGAGGAAGCAAAUGACAAUCUCGAAAAUGUGCCCUCCACACCAAACAAAAAAAGAAAUACAUCACAAGGUAUGAACAACAACAACAACAACGAUGGUGAAACACUACCUGAAAAGUUCAGGGUGGAAAAUUUCACAAAACACACCUGUAGAGAGAUGGUUCUUCAAAAUCUUGAAUUAUAUCAAGAAAAUCGUACCUUGCAACAUCAAUUAUGCAUCGAACAACAACAAGUUCUAAAUUCUUAUGAGGAAAUUUCAUCUAGAAAUGAUGCCUUAAUUGCAGCCAUGUACAGAUUGGAACAACGACAAGAGGAAAUUCGUCGUAACAACGAGCGGCUAAGGCUUCUCAUUGAAAAGGCCAAACAAGAAAAGUUGCAAGAUCAACGAAAGAACAGAGAUUAUUUUCUGAUUGAAGAUCUCUGUAGCUCAUUAUAA